AUGACGUAUUCCUGCGACACGUCACUGAAUUCCAAAAGCGGUGUUGUGUCGAGCUCUACAACAGCGUUGAUCAAGGGUUCGGUGUCUUCAGAAUGGGUACGUUUUAAAAAUAUAUUUUUUAAUCUCUUUAAAAACUAUACUGGGAAUGCGCACGGUUGUGUUUUAUGUACAAAUUCGGGCUAUUCUGCCACGCACUAUGCAACUGGGUCGCUUACUAAGCAACAUAUAGAUGGAUAACGCGUUAGCUAGCAAACGUAAACGCAAUAAUUACUGUCGUCUCGCGAACAGCUACUGUGUUAUUUAAGUUGAUCAAGCUAUCAAAUCCCCCCUAACGUGUCUGAGUCACUAAUUGUAGUCACUAACUGGUCGUGAUUCGUAAAUACUGACAGUUUAGUCAAAACAUUCUAGCUAGCUAACUGUACUGCUAACCCCAUGUGCCAACAAGCUGAGUACUUGUAGCCCAGCUAACGUUACAGCGUCAAAUAGCCCACCAAUUAGUUGACUAACGUUAAUCACUAACUAUCUAUUCAAAUACCUUUUUUAUGUUUAAAUGCAGGAACGUGACACUAUGUAUGUCAGAGACACAUAGUAACAUGUGAGCCUUCUGUAGCGCUGAACUUACUGGACCUUUAUGGCACAGACCACAACAGGAUAUAGCCAAAGACACUAGCUAGCUAAUAUAGUUAUUAGGUAGCUGGUGUGCUUACCCUGUAACCACAGGGAUACUGGUUCAGCCCCUGGUUCAACUGUUCCCCCUUAAUCGCUACAGUAGUAGUACUAACGUUAGCACUAGCUCAGGAAAACCUUAUUAUUAUAUGUGAAUUUCUGGGCGACUAGACGCUGUGCUGCGUAUUGCGCCCGGCACUGGGUGAAAAAAUCUGUGAUGUGCUUGAGCAUCGCUUGAUAAGUGUUGCUAAUGCCAAAAAAAAAUGAAAUAUUACCUCAAAAUUACUCUGCUGCUGCACUACAGUCUAUCUUCCGCUCCAUCAGUGCAGUUGAUCACCAUGGCUAUACACACAAGAAAUCCUACCUUACUAAAACUCGUUCUCUCUUCAGGCCUAGGCCUACUCACUGGUGGGCUCCCAGUCGAAUCACUCACCCUCGGGCUAUCAUCAACUCUCUUCACUGCCUCAGCAUAGGAAACUUUCUGCCCCACUCGGAACUCUGACAAUCUCAACCUCUCUCACAGGGCACUUUGGAUACCCAGCUGCAUGGGCACCCCCACAGUUGACACAGUGCUUUCUCUAUCCCAAAUUUACACUCCCUCUGACUAUGCCCUCCUGCACAUUUCUCACAUCGUGGGAUCUCCCUUAUACACACUGCUGCAUCAUGUCCGAAUCUUUGGCACCUGAAGCACCGUAGCAGUUUGGAACAUAGGCCCUCAAAGAAUACAAAUAUAACCUAAUCUGACCUUAUCUGGUAGAAACUCUGUGUCAAGGCUCAACAAGACAGAUUAGGUAUUCUCAGUCUCGCCAUUGCCACUGGGUCUGUCUCACCAAUUUAUCCACCACUACACUCAACACUACCCCACUGAUCUUCUUUGAGCGGUCUCUGCUCCGGAGAGCAAAGCACGACACCGGUUGAGCCCUGAGAUGCGUCACACCCGCUUCCUCUGGGCGGAGGAUGCACAAAAAAUUUAAAGAAUUGCACUUCUCGAAACUUUCACAGAUGUAACCAUUCCCAGUUUGUCCCAGCUUGACACAAUGUAUUGGUAGGUCAAAAAGCAGGAAUCCACUCUUUCCAAAAACUGCACUCCUACCGGUCUAAAAUCAUCUCCGCUAGGAUUCUCAGGGCAAACGUUGAACAUCUCUACUACCUGUCGCCGCAGGUAGGCCCACUUCAUCCUGGUCUGGCUCAACCUUGCGUUCACCACUGCUGACCGACUGCCAUUUCAAGAUCCUCAAGGUUCUCAAGAGAGCAACUAAACCUAGAUGUAAGUUUACUUGGUUUGUAUUCAGGAGACGAAGGUCUGAACUUAGCGCAAUUCUUAUGCCUUCGCGUCAUCGCACUUCCGUCCUACCACCUGCACCCCUUCCGGAAACUGGGGGAGCAUCAAAGAUGUCGUUAGCUCAACUGUUCGGCACAGUCCCGUUGACAGCACUAUGGAAAGCCCUUCUCUCCAGAGGGUUUUCAGCGGUUCGCUUCGCCCACAGCUGGCCGUGUGAACGACAAUUCCGACACUGUUAUAAACAUCAAUAAUCAUCGCUUGCGAAAUGGUUUUCAAAUAAAGAUACACUUACUUUGUGUGCUUCCAGUUGACAAACUACACUUCCUCCCCAGUUAGCUUACAUUCAGGUGUUCAGAGAGCUAGAUUUUUUUUUUAUUUAUUUCACCUUUAUUUAACCAGGUAAGCCAGUUGAGAACAGGUUCUCAUUUACAACUGCGACCUGGCCAAGAUAAAGCAAAGUAGUGCAAUAAAAACAACACAGAGUUACAUAUGGGGUAAAAAAACAUAAAGUCAGAAAUACAACAGAAAAUAUAUAUACAGUGUGUGCAAAUGUAGCAAGUUAUGGAGGUAAGGCAAUAAAUAGGCUAUAGUGCAGAAUAAUUACAAUAGUAUUAACACUGGAAUGCUAGAUGUGCAAGAGAUUAUGUGCAAAUAGAGAUACUGAGGUGCAAAAGAGCAAAAUCAAUAACAAUAUAGGGAUGAGGUAGUUGGGUGGGCUAAUUUCAGAUGGGCUGUGUACAGGUGCAGUGAUCGGUAAGGUGCUCUGACAACUGAUGCUUAAAGUUAUUGAGGGAGAUAAGAGUCUCCAGCUUCAGAGAUUUUUGCAAUUCGUUCCAGUCAUUGGCAGCAGAGAACUGGAAGGAAUGGCGGCCAAAGGAGGUAGAUAGGGAGAUAGAUAAUUAGCACAGGUGGUCACCUCUGUCUUCCGUAAACAAGCGCUGUAAAGUGGCGAUAUGGCCGUGUGGGAACACUAACCCUAUAAAGGUGUGUAGUAAUUUAACCUUUUAACAGACUUAACAAAACUCAGCCGGGAAGAAGAUACAGUACCUUCAUCAAUAGGAGCUAAAGGUAGUUCACGUCUAUGAUUGGGCUAUACUAGCACUGAUUGUCUGUGUAGCUCAUCUCAUGUCCAUGUGCUGUAGGUGGGUGGUUUUCCAGUCUCUUCUCUGGCCUGUUUGGCACCAGAGAGAUGAGGAUCCUGAUCCUGGGGUUGGACGGAGCCGGUAAAACGACCAUCCUGUACCGCCUGCAGGUCGGAGAGGUGGUCACCACCAUUCCAAGUACGUAACGCUUUUCUUUCUACUUCGAAAGACGGUUCAGGCAAGAUCUGUUGCCUAGUUCCAGGUGGAUACAUGGAAAAUCAAUUAGUGUGCUCCACAAUGAGUUGAAUUAGUCUUCCCACAUGUUUGUACACAAUGUCAUACAUAGAGGGAUGGUUAAAGUGCAUUCCUUUCUUUGCCACGUGUGCUCAAGGUUUUUAAUUACAUUUACAUUUUAGUCAUUUAGCAGACGCUCUUAUCCAGAGCGACUUACAGUUAGUGAGUGCAUACAUAUUUUUCCCCAUACAUUUUUUCAUACAUUUCUUACAAUAACAAUUCACUCAGUCAUUGUUUGUAAGCCAUUUAAUGUAGUUCAUUCAACUUAAACAAUUUCCUAUGAGACAACACAACUAUUCAAGGAAAUAACCUUUUUACUCCAUCCACAUAGCAUUUAGUCAUUGUGUAUAUUGCCCCAGUGCUGCAUACUUUAGGAAUGACAAAAGCAGCAAUAUGAUCAUAGGUUGCAGGAUCAACAUCAAGUUCUUUUAAAGAACAUACAAACAUGAAGUGUGAUUACAAAAAUACAUAUAGGCAAGCACAAACGAUGUGCAAAUGGAACUUCAUCCAUUUGCACAUCGUCUUGCUUUAGUUGGUUGUUGUAUUGUUCAAAUCACAUUACAAUCACACCCAUGAAGAGAAGUCGUAGGACCAUCAGCAAACAUAUCCUGCCAUGAUACCACCUGGCAUUAUUUUCCCAGAUUUCUUGAAUCUCAUUCCCAUCACUAUUGUCAGCGCUCCUGAGGCAACGAGGGAGUAGAAAGUCUUGGUUGGGUCAUUUGAAAUCAUGAAGGACCCAUAGGCUGCUAUGCUGCCAAACAAUAGCCCAGCUAUCAAUGACGUGACACUACCUUUUCUCUUGUAUCCCAUGAAUCCCCCAAGGUCUAUGGCUGCAGCGUAGCCAAAUCCAAGCCAGUCAAUUGCCAUUGCAGUGACACCUGUGCUCCCAAUGAGUUUGUUCGUUUUGCAUGGCCCGGUGUCGUCGUCUUCUUUUAAUCUCUGCCAUUGUUUUGUACAGCGAUCGGCUUCAACGUGGAGACGGUGACGUACAGGAACCUGAAGUUCCAAGUGUGGGAUCUUGGUGGACAGACGAGUAUCAGGUAAUUAUAUGAAUAUCACAACAAGCGUUUCCUUUUUAUGUAUACACAUACAUUGUUGAAUGUAAAAGGUAGACAGAAGUUCCUCAAGACGGCACAACUUUCAUAUACAUUGUGCCAUACCUCUUUAUAAUUUAGAGGGUUUGGCCUACUUGCCUCUGCCCUUCCUUCUCUCUCCCCCUAACCUUUGUCUCUCUCCUUGUAUCUCUCUCCCAGGCCAUACUGGCGUUGUUAUUACUCCAACACAGAUGCUGUCAUCUACGUGGUGGACAGCAGUGACAGAGACAGGAUGGGCAUCUCUAAGUCUGAGCUUGUCGCCAUGCUGGAGGUAGGUCAUGUGGUGUGGGUGGCUAGGCCUACAUUCAUUGCAUUAAUAAGACUGCAGGUGUCAUUUGUGUAUGAGGCAGCGAUAAUGACCAUUGGUUGAGGUGCUCUGGAGGGCAACUUUGGGCAAAUAGUAAAGCUCAAUGUAUUUUCUCCAUAUGACUAACUCGCGCGCUCUCUCUCUCUCCCCCUGUGUCUCUCUUCAGGAAGAGGAGUUGAAGAAAGCCAUCCUGGUGGUGUUUGCAAACAAGCAGGACAUGGAGCAGGCCAUGACCCCGGCUGAGGUGGCCAACUCCCUGGGCCUCCCCGCCCUCAAAGACCGGAAGUGGCAGAUCUUCAAGACCUCCGCCACCAAGGGCACGGGCCUGGACGAGGCCAUGGAGUGGUGAGGGUUUGCUUUUGGUUGACAUUAUAGUCACGUAACAGAUGCUCUUUUCAACAGUGAUUUUACUAUACUUGCAUUUAACCUCACUGAUUUCAGUUCUCAUGGACUAGAACAGGCUGUCAUCUCCAGUUGGUUAACCACACAGUCACUGUGGGUGAAAUGAUAACCACAUAACCUCUGCUCUACCUAUUAAUAUGCUAUUUUAUCAUAUGGAGAAGAGACGUGUCCUGUCCUUGUCCCACCCCUUUCCCUUGGGUGUUUCCCCUCAAUAAACCCACAGUUGACAUUGCGCAACACCAUGUCACCUGCAUGUUUGUGUAUUAUUACUCAACAAUGUUUGCUCUCUCUCUCUCUCUCCAUAGGCUGGUGGAAGCCCUGAAGAACAGGCAGUAAAGACAGCUCACACCUCUUGUUCUCUGUAAAUACUCCCGACUUCCUGUAUAAAAUACUUCCUGAUUGGACCGCACAGGAGGACCAGUGACUGCACUCCUUCCAGGGGCACGUUCAGUACGCAAAUGUAGAUAGAAAUGUCAUGAAUAGAGCUGACGUGAUUCCUUACUCUACAUGUUAGAUGUCACGUGUUUGUUCUACACAAUGCAUUUCUAUAUGAAGGUUCCACAACGUACCCUGCUGAACACAGCUCUGCCCCAUCCCUGAUGCCUGAAGCCUUUGCCAUGCAUAGCCCCUCCAUGCCUUCCAGCCUGGGAUAGAGGCACUGCAAUAUAGUAUACUACCUGGUCCCAAAAUACAGUUAUCAGCCCAUAGCCCUGUGGUGUUUGGAGAUCUAAAGGGAACCAGAUAGGUGUAGGUCAGACCAGGUAAUGUGGUGACGGCUCCACAUUAGCCCUCCAAUUGGAUGUGUGGCACACAUAAUUAUAUAGUAUCUAUGUGGUGGAGCUUCUGCCAUUUUUGGUGAACCCUUCCAGUUCCUUCUGAUCUGCAAACACCCAAGGGAAAGGGGUUGGUGUUGGCUCAGGCUCAAUUAACAGUGGUAAAGAACUGACUGGCCCCUUCAAGGAAGAGGACCUGAGUGACAGACUGACCUAUGGUGAUGUUACUGCAGCUGGUGCUGUUUUUGUAUUGUACUAAUGCUGAAUCAUUCAUCUGAAUUUUUUUUCGUACAUUUCUAAAACUUCCGUUGGGUGUAUAAAGUUUGGUUGUUAGUUUAGGCCUUUUCAUUGGAAUGCUCAAACUUUAAUCAAACAUUUGGUGUAUAUGCCACUAGUCACUUAGUUGAACACUGAUUCAUUUGUAUGCUACUUUUAUUGCAUAUUUAUGAGCUUGUACAGUGAAAAUGAUUUCACACUGAAUAUAUAAACCUUUGUCGUCAAAUUAUUGUAUAUAAUCUCCCUCAAGAUAAGCGCUAUUAUAAUAUUCAACAGGCCCACUGUGAUACUUUUCCAAUAACAAGAUUGUCUAAAGAAAGUAGCACAAGUGUUUUUAUUUUAAAAAAUUUAACUGCACAAACAUAUAUAAACCCCUUAGACAAUCUUGUAUUUCUCAAAUCCUUGACUGAGAAUUCAUACAGGGGUGGCUUGCCACUGAUGUGCUGACUCCGCUCCUGCAUUAAGUAGGGCAUGAAUGCCUGGUCUUCUCAUCCAUCCUUGCUAUACAAUGGAUAAUAACAUCAUUUCACCAUAGCCAAGUCCUUGAGCGAGUUCCUCUGUCUCUUGGCUUUGUAGCCAGGCCUCAGGAACUCAAUCUUCCUCUUCUUGGCCUCGAUCUUGUUCUUGUGUUUCUUCAGCUUCUUCCUGGCUGCGAUGUCAGGGUUAGCCACCGCCUGAGAGAUAAGGAGUAAAAGGUGAGAUGCUUGGUAUCCAACAUUACCCUGCCAUGAUGAUAUAAAUAUACAAUUAAUAUAAACAUUUGCUUGAGGCAAAACGGUGUCUGCUGUUCUUCAUGUAUUGUAUGGCUAGCUCAAAGCUUUCCCAGUUUGGCACAGCAGCAUGGCCCCAUAGAGCAGGGUUCUCAAAAUGGGGUCCGAAGACGCAACAUUUCACAAUAUUUUAAAAAAUGUAAAUGAAUAUUACUAACAGAUUAAAUGAAUUUUGGCCAAGGAAUAUGUGCAAUAAGUUCAGAGGGUGAAAUACAAUGUAAUAUUAAUCUACAACUUCUCAACCCUGGGUAACAUGGGCCUGGGAGGCUAACAGGGAUAUUGGUAUCCACCAAUGUUAUAUAUUUCAACUUAAUACUUAUUGUAUUCUCCCCACACACACUUUUCUUUUUUUAAAACAAGGAUGGGCAUCUUUUAUGGGGUGGGGUUCACAAAAAAAUCUGAACUCAUGAUGGGCCGCAGUUGCUCGCGGGUCUGCAUACACAAUGGGGGCCCCCCGGAUGGUAAAUCGAUCAUGAUAACAAGUUUAGAUAGCUGGCCGCCAAACUAACUUAGCAAUCAAAACAUAUUUUUGCUGACAUGGGCUAAUUGACUGACUAUCAGUGACUGACAUAAGAGCAAAACUGCUGAUGCACAACCAAUUUUCGAAAUUGCAACUUGUGUAUUCUAUUAUUCUAACUCGCAACAGUAAAUUGAGCCCCCGACUGAUUUCCGCCAGUUGCGCAUCCCUGCUGUAAUUUGAGUUCCGCCAGUUGCGCAUCCCUGCUGUAAUUUAAGUUUUAAAAGUACGUUUUCUCUUUGCUACAUGACAAAAUCUGUAGAAUUGCAGAAAAUGAGCUUGAAAACUGCUAAAUCUUCUCUCCGUGCCAAGAGGUGGGCCUUUAAAAUGUUCCUUCCCAGGGCCCUAGACUUUGUUCGUCCAACCAUGUACUGCCGAAGUCAGUUGAGAACCCCUGCCAUAGAGUACAUACCUGCAUAGCCUUGUGUUUCUUGCGGUUGGCCCUCCUCUGUGAGGCAUCCUUCUGGACGGCUGAGAAGGCCAGGGAGAAGAUCUGCAGCCCCACCUGCUUCUUCAACAGCUCUAUCAGCUCCUGGGACAGGUUUUUCAGGGUGGGAUCUGGGGAGUAAAACAUACAUGUAAUUAGUGCUCUAUUUAAUUCUAUCUCUGAGACAAACACCUACCGAGGGAUCAGUCAGAAGAAAACAACUACACAGAGUUGUGUUGACAUAGAAUAACAAGAGAGCAGUCAGACAACAGGACAGCUACAAUGAGCACAGUCGGAAAAUGAUCACACAAAACAGAGAGAAAACAAAGGCCAAAGAGCCUAGUUAUGAUUAGGAUGAUGAAUUUGAGUAGUGGUGAAAGGGAGAGGAUGAUGAGACAGUGUAGUGUUACCUUGAUCCACAUAGCUGUUAUUAAAUGAUGAGGACAGUACUACAGUAUGUUACCUUGGUCUGCAUAGGUGCUGUCCAGUUCUCUGUAGAGAGGGGCGAUGAUGGUGGUGAGGUAAGGACCCAGCCUGUCUUUACCAAGGUCCACAGCUAUGGCCCCCAGGAACUUAAAUACACAUGUUCUCUAUAGGAAUAACAACAAUACAACCGUUUAUUGCUGAUAUUCAUCAACUCACCAUCUCACCAGCAGUAAAUAAGCAGUGGUGUUGGGAAAAGAUCUAAAAGGACCAUGUAUUGGGGUGUUUGUGUUUACCUUGAGGGGUAUCUUGGGCGUGUCUGCAGCUUCUCUCUUAGCCAUUAGAGACAGCUUCUUCAUCAUCCACAGUAAGGAUGGAGGACGAUCAUCCUUCUCAUCCUCUUCCUCAUCUUCCUGUUUCUCUUCUUCAUCCCCUUCCUCAUCUUCUCCAUCUUUCUCUCCUUCAUCAUUCUCCUUCAUCUCUUCCUCCUCCCCUCCCUCCUCUACUUCCUGGGCAGGUGUGAUUUCAGACUCAGGUGAGAUCAGGUAGAUCACCUUGGCGACGAACAGCAGGUUCUUGAUCACCUGGGGAACGGCAGACGAGACGAUCAAACCUGUCAAUCGAACUACUGCCUGAUGUGUGGCACCUCAGACCUAAAUAGUCUGUUUGCAUCAGUGUAAUGUCGUCCUUACCUGUUCUCCUGUUGACGUGUCCAGGUACUUCGACUGGAGCUGGUGACAGAAAGACAGGACCAACUCUCUCAUCUGGUGGAGGGAAGGAGGGAAAGUCAGUUAAAAGACACAUAAAUCAGUAUAGCUAAACAUCACUUGAAUCAAACCCUUGUUUCCAAUACAAUGCAUUCAAUUAUCUCAUUGUUAUUCAAACCAACAAAAGUUUCAUGUCAUUCUAGAAAGUUGUUCUCCCUGUUCUGUUUCAUUCACUGAUUAGUCCAUCUUGGUGACAUGUUUGAUCUUGGUCACUCUCAGCAGGUCAAGUCAUCGGUUUGCAUCUUUGGCUAAGUGAUGUUCAGUGCCGUCUCACCUUCUUGUCCAGGUUGGUGGUAAGGAAUGUGGUCGCCACUGGUUCUGGUGUGGUGUUGUUGGCACUGCCCUUCUCUGUGGUCUCCUCUCUCCAGCGGGCAACCAGCUGGUCUGGCCGGUGGGCAGCAAACAGCUGACCAAACAGUUGAGAGGCGGUCAGCCACACCCAACAGUGAGGGUAGCGCAGGUGGGUCUCAACAUGACCUGGUGGAGGGGGGAAACGUAUUGCUCCGUUACACCAAGGGUAAGCCAGCAGUUUAGAGGAUAAAAUAUGACAUUCAAUGAUCGAUGAAUUGAUCUAGAUCUAUAGUUCUAGACUUUAUCAUCAACCCAUAGAACAAGAGACAUUUCAGGUGAAAACAUGUAGGCACAUGGGUUUAACCACACUGCUAUACAGAGCAGGCAAUAAGCUUAACGUACCACAGUACUGUAGGCCUAGUUAUCUCACCACAGACAACUGAGAUGUCUGAGGUGAUUUUCAGACUGGGCCCAUCUGAUAGACACAUGAUGUUUGAUCUACAACCACCGCUCCGACCAUAGCAAAUGGCAAGACAGCACAAACAAAUGUGGGACCAGACUAGAGGUAGUAGUGUCUUACCCAGGAUGUUGGUGAGUGUGUCUUGCGGCUUGCUGAGCUCCAGUAGGCUACAGUCCUUGGUGAGUUUGGUGACCAGGGUCAGGUAGCUGAACAGCAGUCUGUCUGCUGCUUUCUCAUCCUGCUCCUCCUCAAUCUGACAGACACACAGACAUAGAGCAGCUGUUAGCACAGGUUAUAUAAAAUAGUAAUUAAAAGACGAAUACCUACAUCCUGCUUAGAUAAUGCUUUUGAAAGUAUAACUUUUCACAUUGUUUAUAUCUUAAAAGUUUGAUUUGUAAAAUAGUUCAUGUUCGACUCACGUCUUCAAAGUUGUCGGGGUGGAUCUCUUUCUCGAUGAGGGGUAGCAGGGCAUCUAGACGACGGCCAAACUGAACCCCCUCUACCUCCACAAACAGCCCACACACCUGGGCCCCGAGACGACGCAGAGACACCUGGGGGUAGGGGUCAGAGGUUACAGCAGGAGAAUAUGGGGUGGAUCUCAAUAGUCUAAAGUGGAUUUCUCUCCUUUCCAUUAUUUGCACUUUAUCAGACAUUUACAUUGCUUUAUUAGACACGUAGAGAAAGCCAAUUAAGACUAAUGUGUGUGCGUGUGUCUGCAUGUGUGUGUGUCCGUGCAUCCAUACCUUGUCUGCAGACAGCCAAGUGUUGACCAGGGUGAACAGGGUGUUCUGGUGUUCCUGGUCCAGUUGACUCAGCAGUGAUUUGAUGGCCACUGCGGCCAUCUUCUUACAGCGAGCCGAGUCAUCGUUCACCAUGGCCAGAGCCAUAGGGACAAAGAACAACCCACUGUGCUGCAGCAGCAGGUUCUAGGACAGAGACAAAUCAGAUACACACAGGAGUAGAAUUAGGUUGUUCCAAAAGACUGAUCUAAUGUCAGUUUUGGUGAGAGUUUCUAUAGUCAACUUCUAACAGGAGCAGUGGGUGUAGAACGCGAACAGAGUUACUGCGAGUCUAACUCAGGUAAUUAUGGGAUGUGUGUGUCAGGAGGGUUGUCUUGGAUACCUGAGGGAAGGUCUGGAAGAUAUAGGCCAUCAUCUCCAGAGCAGCCUCUCUUCCUGUGUCAAACUCAUAGCUAACACACAGAGAGAGAGAGAGAGAGAGAGAUAGAGAGAGAGAGAGAGAGAGAGAAAGAGAGAUUUUAGUAUCAAACAAGUCACAAACAAUCGACUUACAUAUUAAAUAACGAAUCCCUUUAAACACACAUAUAUCCUACCUGAGCUGGGCCACGAUAAAGUCCAGAUGUGAUCUCAGUUUCUUCCCCAGAGGAUAAUCCAGGAUAUACUUCUGGUAAAUCUACAGGUGAAAAUAAUAGAAACACUAAAAUAAGAAUCUAAAAAUAAUACAAAUUGUUGCCUAAAGCACAGUUAAACCACUGUUUUAUAAUUCACCUUCAAAAAUAAAAUACAAACGGUAAAAUACAGGGUUAAAUAUGAAUAUAAAAAGAAACACAAAACCGUACAUGUCUGCACUGGACCCUGAUCAUGCCGUUCUGCCCGGUAACAGACAGCUUGGCAACUUUCUUCAUCAGCUCCUCCAUCUCUGGUACUACCAGCUUCCUGGACAGGAUUGCCUGUAGGGGGAGAUAGAGAGGAUGCAGUCCAUAUUACAGAGGAGGACAGAAUACGAAUUUCAUUAUAAACUUUCAUUAUAAUACAUCUAUAUGUCUGGUUAAAUAAAGGUAUAAAAAUGUUGGGGUCUGAUGUAUUAGCUGUAGCAAUAAAGUAUGGUCUCCAUCUCCAUCUCUCUCCUAGAUUUGGAGGGCGUUAGCUACCUUUAACAGCCCGAAGGCUGUCGCCUGA
Coregonus sp. 'balchen' is the source of this 11750-nucleotide messenger RNA. Lineage: Eukaryota; Metazoa; Chordata; Actinopteri; Salmoniformes; Salmonidae. The record is from the annotation of a GenBank genome assembly.